AUGAGCUUAACAUCCUGGUUUCUUGUGAGCAGUGGAGGCACUCGCCACAGGCUGCCCCGGGAAAUGAUUUUCGUCGGGCGUGAUGACUGUGAGCUCAUGCUUCAGUCUCGUAGUGUGGAUAAGCAACAUGCUGUAAUCAAUUAUGAUGCCUCUGCAGAUGAGCACUUGGUGAAAGAUUUGGGCAGCCUAAAUGGGACUUUUGUGAAUGAUGUAAGGAUUCCAGAACAAACAUAUAUCACCCUGAAACUUGAAGAUAAGCUGAGAUUUGGAUAUGAUACAAAUCUCUUCACUGUUGUACGAGGAGAGAUGAGGGUUCCUGAAGAAGCUCUAAAGCAUGAGAAGUUUACCAUUCAGCUUCAGCUGUCCCAGAAAUCUUCAGAUCCAGAAGUAUCAAAGUCUGCGUGUGCCAAAACCAUAGACUCAAAGGUUGCAGAUGCUGCAGUGGAAGUGCAGCCCAAAGCUCCCGAUGCUGUAAAGUGUGAGGAGAAAGCCACAGGUAUUUUUGCUAUGCCUCGUGGUACUCCACUGUAUGGUCAGCCAUCGUGGUGGGGGGAUGGCGAGGUGGAUGAGCAAAGAACUGUCAAGUCAAAUGGCAAAGCUGAAGAGAAAAGUCAUGAAGCUGGAGUAUCAGGGUGCAGCCUAGAUUCCAAGCAAGUUGAGGAACAAUCUGCAGCUGCAAAUGAAGAAGUGCUUUUUCCUUUCUGUAGGGAACCAAGUUAUUUUGAAAUUCCCACAAAAGAAUUCCAGCAACCAUCACAAAUUACAGAGAACACUAUUCAUGAAAUCCCAACAAAAGAUACACCAAGUCCCCACACAGCAGGUGCAGGGCAUGCUUCCUUUACCAUUGAAUUUGAUGACAGUACCCCAGGAAAGGUGACUAUUAGAGACCAUGUGACAAAAUUCACUUCUGACCAGCGCCACAAAUCAAAGAAGUCCUCUCCUGGAACUCAAGACCUGCUGGGGAUUCACACAGGAAUGAUGGCACCAGAAAACAAAGUAGCGGACUGGCUAGCUCAGAACAACCCUCCUCAGAUGAUGUGGGAAAGAACAGAAGUGGAUUCAAAAAGUAUUAAAAGUGAUGUUCCAGUUUACUUGAAAAGGUUGAAAGGAAAUAAACAUGAUGAUGGCACACAAAGUGAUUCAGAGAAUGCUGGAGCCCACAGACGCUGUAGCAAACGAGCAACUCUUGAGGAACAUUUGCGGCGCCACCAUUCAGAGCAUAAAAAGCUGCAGAAGUCUCAGUCGACGGAAAAGCAUCAGGACCUGGCUGUUACUAGCUCUGCGCAUCACAGAGGGGGGCAUGGUGUUCCACAUGGGAAAUUGUUAAAACAGAAAUCAGAGGAGCCAUCGGUGUCAAUACCCUUCCUACAGACUGCACUAUUCAGAAGUUCAGGGAGUCUUGGGCACAGACCGAGCCAGGAGAUGGAUAAAAUGUUAAAAAACCAAGCUGCUUCUGCUACUUCUGAAAAGGAGAAUGAUGAUGACCAAAGUGACAAGGGUACUUACACCAUUGAGUUAGAGAACCCCAACAGUGAGGAAGUGGAAGCGAGAAAAAUGAUUGACAAGGUCUUUGGAGUAGAUGACAAUCAGGAUUAUAAUAGGCCUAUUAUCAGUGAAAAACAUAAAGAUCUAAUAAAAGAUUGGGCUAUCAGUUCUGCUGCAGUAGUAAUGGAAGAACGAAAACCACUUAGUACACCUGGAUUUCACAGCUCAGAGGAAAGCACAUCUUCACCUGGAAGUAAGCGUUGGGUUUCACAGUGGGCUAGUCUGGCUGCAAAUCAUACAAGACAUGAUCCAGAAGAAAGGAUAAUGGAAUUGACUGCACCAGUUUCAUUAGAAAAUGAUACAGAUAUUAAUGAACCUGGCCUUUCAGUGAGAAGUACUGGUUCAGCAACUUCAUUGGCCACUCAAGGGGAGAGGAGGAGACGAACUCUUCCCCAGCUUCCAGAUGAAGACAAGGCUCUUGAGAGCUCCAGGGUGAAGGCUGUGACCCAGAGGUCGGAGAUAGGAGAGAAGCAAGACACGGAGCUUCAGGAGAAAGAAACACCAGCACAAGUGUCCCAGAAAGACAAAUAUGAUGCUGACCGAGCGCUGAGGAAAACGAGCCGGACAGUAAAUGGUGAGACUCAGAAGGCUGUCAUUGGUGAUCAUAAAGUGCUGUCUAGCGUAGGCAAGGAGAAAAGUGAAACGGAUAAAGAAGCUUCUUUGGUAAAACAAACCUUAGCCAAGAUUCAACAGCAGGAACAAAAAGAGCAAGCAGAGUGGACACCCACUAAACCGUCAUUUUCAAAAAAUAUUUCCAGUCUGGUAGACAAAUGCAGAGAAGAAUGUCUUAAACUAGAGUCACAGCCUCAAGAAAAGAUCCCUGGCUGUUCUCCAGGCAAAGGAGAGAGGAUGGUACAAACCGAGGGCAAACGCAGAAAAGCCGAGGAUGUUCUCAAAAGUCAAACGUCAAAGGCAGGAGACAAGAAGGAGUCUUCCAAGUCAUUAGUACGACAAGGAAGCUUCACCAUAGAAAAGCCAAGCCCCAACGUGCCCAUAGAACUUAUUCCACACAUCAACAAGCAGAGCCCAGCCGCACCAUCUUCCCUAGCGUUGACCUCCACAGCAAGGAUUCGGGAGAGAAGUGACUCUGUGGAUACCGAUUCCAUGGACACGACCCUCAUUCUCAAAGACACAGAAGCAGUCAUGGCUUUUCUCGAGGCUAAACUUCGUGAAGACAAUAAAGCUGAGGAAGGCCCUGAGACUCCCAGUUACAACAGAGACAAUUCCAUUUCUCCGGAAUCCGACGUGGAUACUGCUAGUACCAUCAGUCUGGUUACUGGUGAGACCGAAAGGAAGUCAACCCAGAAGCGCAAGAGUUUCACCAGCCUCUACAAAGAUAGGUGUUCUUCAGGCUCUCCUUCCAAAGAUGCUGCAAAAGCAUCAUCGUCUUCAGGUGCAAGGGAGAAGAUGGAAAAGAAAACUAAGAGCCGGUCCACAGACACGGGCUCGAGAGGAGAGGGCCGUAAGUUUGUACAGUCCAGCGGGAGAGUGAGACAGCCUUCAGUAGACUUAACGGAUGAUGACCAGACCUCCAGUGUACCUCACUCUGCCAUCUCGGAUGUGAUGUCGUCCGACCAGGAAACUUACUCUACAAAGCCUCAUGGAAGGACUCCACUUACCUCAGCUGAUGAACACGCACAUUCCAAACUGGAAGGAAGUAAAGUCACUAGAUCGAAGACAACUCUUGUCGCGUCUGGUUCGUCCAGCAAAUCAACCACUCUGCCGAGGCCGAGGCCCACCAGGACUUCCCUGUUGCGCAGAGCUCGGCUUGGUGAAGUGUCAGACAGUGAGCUGGCAGAUGCUGACAAAGCAUCUGUUGCUUCUGAGGUCUCCACCACGAGCUCCACGUCUAAACCGCCCACAGGCAGGCGCAACAUCUCUAGGAUUGAUUUGCUGGCUCAGCCCCGCAGAACAAGGCUUGGCUCAUUAUCAGCACGCAGUGACUCGGAAGCAACAAUAUCUCGAAGCAGUGCCUCUUCCCGGACCGCAGAAACUGUUAUUAGAAGUGGAGCCAGAUUAGUACCAUCAGAUAAAUUUUCUCCCAGAAUUCGAGCCAACAGUAUCUCCCGACUCUCAGACUCCAAGGUCAAAAGCAUGACUUCCUCACACGGCUCUUCUUCAGUAAAUUCAAGAUGGAGGCGCUUUCCUACUGAUUAUGCUUCCACCUCAGAAGAUGAAUUUGGAUCAAACCGUAAUUCCCCUAAACAUACCCGUCUACGUACUUCUCCAGCCCUGAAAACUACUCGAUUGCAGAGCACUGGAUCAGCAAUGCCCACUAGUUCUUCCUUCAAGCAUCGGAUCAAAGAGCAGGAAGACUACAUCCGAGACUGGACUGCUCAUCGAGAAGAGAUAGCAAGGAUCAGCCAAGACCUUGCUCUCAUUGCUCGGGAAAUCAACGAUGUCGCCGGCGAGAUCGACUCGGUGACGUCAUCAGGCACGGGCCCCAGCACCACAGUAAGCACUGCCGCUACCACCCCUGGCUCUGCCAUAGACACUAGAGAAGAGUUGGUUGAUCGUGUUUUUGAUGAAAGCCUCAACUUCCGAAAGAUCCCGCCAUUAGUUCAUUCUAAACCACCAGAUGGGAACAAUUGUCGGUCUGGUGAUGCAAGACCUCAGGCAACAGAGACUUCUGAUCAGUUAACAAUUACAAGGCGGAGGACGUGGAGCAGAGAUGAAGUCAUGGGAGACAAUUUGCUGCUGUCAUCUGUCUUCCAGUUUUCUAAGAAAAUAAGACAAUCUAUAGAUAAAACAGCUGGAAAGAUCAGAAUAUUGUUUAAAGACAAAGAUCGGAAUUGGGAUGAAAUAGAAAGCAAGUUAAGGACUGAAAGUGAAGUCCCUAUUGUGAAAACAUCGAGCAUGGAGAUUUCUUCUAUCUUACAGGAAUUGAAAAGAGUUGAAAAACAGCUGCAAGCAAUCAAUGCUAUGAUUGACCCUGAUGGGACUUUGGAGGCUCUGAAUAACAUGGGAUUUCCCAGUGCGAUAUUACCAUCUCCACCAAAGCAGAAGUCCAGCCCUGUGAAUAACCACAGCAGCCCUGGUCAGACACCAAGCCUUUGCCAACCAGAAGCAAGGGCCCUUCCUUCUGCCGCUGUCUCAGGCUCGGCUCAGUGUGACAAUGCUGAAACAGAAGCUGAUUUCAGCAUACAUUUCAAUAGGUUCAACCCGGAGGGGGAAGAGGAAGAUGUUGCAGUACAUGAAUAA
This is a messenger RNA of Elephantulus edwardii (Cape elephant shrew), 4746 nucleotides long. It is a transcript of the gene CEP170, whose product is annotated as centrosomal protein 170kDa. Gene Ontology annotation, cellular component: centriole. NCBI's taxonomy places the organism in Eukaryota, Metazoa, Chordata, Mammalia, Macroscelidea, Macroscelididae. The coding region runs from base 1 to 4746 and encodes 1581 amino acids. The record is from RefSeq and is a predicted model, not a curated record. The transcript is spliced from 19 exons. Gene Ontology annotation, molecular function: protein binding.